AGUGAAUUUCUUAGGGAAAGGUGAUUUUGAUGAGCUUCAAAAUAUUUCAAAAUACUAGACUGAUGAUCAGGACUCACCAUGGUUGAGUGACCACACUAGAAAGACUACCAUCAGCCAGGUAAACACAACAAUGUUAUAGACAAUUUGAUCAGCAUGUAUUCUACCUGAGCAGUCAAACCGGCCAUUCUUACAUAUGUUUUGAUUUGGAGUCAUAAGUGACUCUCUCCUGUAUCAUACAUACUGACCAGUUGAUAUUUAUAUUGAAGAGAACUCUACCUCAGUUAUUGUCUACUUCCAACAUGGCUGCUAGUAAUCUAAGGAGUGGUAGUACAAGUGGAAAAACUGCUAAAAAUAAUAACCCCAGAUUGAGUGAUGCUAAUUUAAAAUCCGGAAAACUAUCAACUGAUGAAAGACUAGAUGAAAUCUGCGUAGUGUUAGCCUCACUUAAAGAUGACAUGAGAUCUCAGAUAAGGGCACUCGGUGAUGAGAUGAAAGCUGAAAAUAGAGAUCUUGUUGAAAGGCUUGAAAGUAGAGUGAUGGACUUAGAGCUAAGAAAUGAUGUUCUUAAUAAGAAAGUGACCCUGUUGGAGCAACAAGUUAUUGACCUAAAGGAAAAUCAAAGAAAACAAGAGUGGGUUGACAAUGAUAUUGAACAACAAGGGCGAAAAAAUUCUAUUAGAAUAAUUGGUCUUGAGGAUAAAAACAGAAAUGAAACUGUAGAACAGAGUGUAGAAAAGAUAGUUAAUUUUGUGAAAAACAAAUUGAAGGUGCCAAUUACUGAGGCUGAUAUUGAUACGGCUCACAGACUUGGACCGUAUACUGGACAAAGACCGAGAAAUCUGAUAUGUAAAUUUACACAUAGAAGGAAGAAAAUGGAGAUUAUCAGGAACCGAAAAAUUCUCAAAAAGUCAGGAAUUGUCAUCACAGAGGACCUCACUAGGAUUAACCAACAAAGACUGAAAUUGGCCUAUGAGUUACCUUGUGUUGAGAAAUCCUGGAGUAUGGAGGGUAAACUUUUUGCAUUGCUGAAAAAUGGUAAAAAGAGACAACUUCUCUACACAACAGAACUGACUGAGGAGUUCUUGACAAAUGACAGAAACUUCCCAAGGAGCUUUUAAUAUUUCCGUUGUGCAAUCUUUCAAGGACAAGUGAACUCUGUAAAACUUUUGACUCAUAAAAUACAUAAAUAUAGAUUAAGAUAUGCAUGCAUUUACAUAUAUGUUUUACAAAAAUAUGUAAUCUAUAUAAAGAAUUAUUUUAAUAUUCUGGGUAGUUCAAAUUAAUAUAGCUUCAGUAUUAUGUUCAACACAGAGGAGAGUUAGUUUUACUCCUAAAAUGUACUUAUAUAUAGUGAAGUGUUGAGGCUAUUCAUGAAUGCGAGUCGAAACUGGAUUAAUACUUAUACUAGUUAAUGCAAGUAUGUAUACUCUUCUCAGUCCGAUAAAAUAGUAAAAUUAUGGUGGCAUUUUUUAGGGGUUUUCUUUAGCCCAUUAUUUUUCUUUUUUACUCCUUAGCUGUACUGUAUGGAUCUAUGGUAACUUCACAAUUAUGUACAUGUGAAUCUACUUACGUUAUUUAGGGCAUGUAUCUAUCUUCGUACAAAAUAAAGAUAGUAAUUGGUAUAUAAUCUUGAAGAGAGUGCAACUCCUUCCAAUAAUAAUUUGAUAUAUAUAUAUACAUGUA
Molecule: messenger RNA, 1683 nt
Organism: Pecten maximus
Lineage: Eukaryota; Metazoa; Mollusca; Bivalvia; Pectinida; Pectinidae
Exons: 2
Coding region: 300-1118 (272 amino acids)
Source: RefSeq, a predicted model, not a curated record